Messenger RNA from Myotis daubentonii (Daubenton's bat), 5835 nucleotides. It is a transcript of the gene MKRN2, whose product is annotated as makorin ring finger protein 2. Gene Ontology annotation, biological process: protein polyubiquitination. The record is from RefSeq and is a predicted model, not a curated record. Lineage: Eukaryota; Metazoa; Chordata; Mammalia; Chiroptera; Vespertilionidae. Gene Ontology annotation, molecular function: metal ion binding; ubiquitin protein ligase activity.
UGCACACGGGAGGAGGGGGCGGCGAGCGCCGUCGUGACGCGGCUGCGCGGGAGGGGCAGGGCCGAGGCAGCGACGGCGGCGGCCAGACUGAGAGGCGGCAACACGACCACGGCCCUCUGUCUCGACCACCAUGAGCACCAAACAGGUCACCUGCAGGUAUUUUAUGCAUGGUGUGUGUCGGGAAGGAAACCAGUGCCUGUUCUCACAUGACUUGGCAAACAGCAAGCCAUCCACCAUCUGCAAGUACUAUCAGAAGGGCUACUGUGCCUAUGGAACUCGCUGCAGAUAUGAUCACACAAGGCCCUCUGCUGCAGCUGGUGGUGCUGUGGGUUCCAUGCCCCACAGUGUGCCCUCCCCGGGCUUCCACAGUCCUCACCCUCCUUCCGACCUCACUGCACCUAUUGUGAAAACUAACUUACAUGAGCCUGGGAAACGUGAGAAAAGAACACUGGUACUUAGAGACCGAAAUCUCUCUGGCAUGGAUGAAGAAAAGGCUUGCCCAAGUGUGGUGAGUAAUCCAGGAGGCAGUGAUGCCCAGAGUAGCCCAGAGAUGAAGCCGAAUUCCUACCUUGAUGCAAUAAGGAGUGGCCUUGAUUACUUAGAAGCCAGCAGCUCCUACAGCAGCGAGGAGCAGCUAUGCCCCUAUGCAGCCGCCGGGGAGUGCCGCUUUGGGGAUGCUUGUGUCUACCUGCAUGGAGAAAUGUGUGAAAUCUGUCGGCUGCAAGUCCUGCAUCCCUUCGACCCAGAGCAAAGGAAAGCUCAUGAGAAGAUCUGCAUGUCAACAUUUGAACACGAGAUGGAAAAGGCCUUCGCCUUCCAGGCAAGUCAGGACAAAAUGUGCAGUAUCUGCAUGGAAGUGAUCCUCGAGAAGGCAUCUGCCUCUGAGAGGAGAUUUGGGAUUCUCUCCAACUGCAAUCACACGUACUGCUUGUCCUGCAUCCGACAGUGGAGGUGUGCCAAGCAGUUCGAGAACCCAAUCAUUAAAUCUUGUCCAGAAUGCCGGGUGAUAUCAGAGUUUGUCAUUCCAAGUGUGUAUUGGGUAGAAGAUCAGAAUAAGAAGAACGAAUUGAUUGAAGCUUUCAAACAAGGAAUGGGAAAAAAAGCAUGUAAGUACUUUGAGCAAGGCAAGGGGACCUGCCCAUUUGGAAGCAAAUGUCUUUACCGCCACGCUUACCCUGAUGGGCGGCUAGCAGAGCCUGAGAAACCUCGGAAACAGCUCAGUUCUGAAGGCACCGUGAGGUUCUUCAAUUCAGUGCGCCUCUGGGAUUUCAUCGAGAACCGAGAAAGCCAGCAUGUCCCCAACACUGAAGAUGUUGACAUGACAGAGCUUGGAGACCUCUUCAUGCACCUGUCUGGAGUGGAGUCGUCAGAACCCUGAAGAUAGAUGGUUGCCCCUGCAUCUUGGGCUCCGCCAGCAGAGCCUUUCCCAAGUAGGGUGUGCAGAGCUUCCUUUACUGCAGCCCCAGGUAGUGUGUUGCUUGGAUUUGAGUGGGGUUGUAUUUAACCUGGGCUCUCAUCCAUUCUCUAUUAUUACAGCCAUGAGAAGAGUGAAGGAUGUAAAGCUAACCUAACAAGUAUAUGGAAUCACUACUUUGAUAGCUGAUAUCUUAGUUACACCUCAAGCUCCUCGGGGGGACCAGCUAAACAGCCAGACUGAGUUUUGAUUGAUUGCUUUUUAAACAAACUUGGCUCCUAUCCUUCAUGAGCUUUAGCUCCCUAGAAACUACAUCAACUUGCAGUUGCCCCUAACGCAGAUUUUUCUUACCAAAGGAUUCUUCAUCCCUAAAAAUGAUUCCUUAUAGUGACUUUCCAUAGUACUUUAGUGUGUGGUCAAAACCUGAUCUAAACAGGGCUUUUCCAGAAACAAAAAAUGGGCACUGCACACCUUAGUGCCCCAGAUCAGAGCAGGCGUCUCACUGUUAUAUAGUCAGUAAUGGGGGCUCUUGAAGUAGCAGGAAGUACGAGGUGAUAGAUCAGGAGUACAGCCCCUCAUUUCUGGUUAGUAUUGUGGCCACAAUUGGAGGAAACCUUGCACAUGUGUCUCCAGGAAAACAUGUCCUUAGCUCUCCCCUGUGGGCGUGGUACACACGUGCUUUUUUAUGUGCCGCCUGCCCAACCUGUCGGUCUUACCUGUAAAAAAAACUGGUCCAGACCCAUCAGUGGUCCUAAGCAUGUAUUUUUAUCAUCAGUUGUGAUUUUAAAUUGAAGGAGCAUAAUCUUGUGAAUCAGAACAAACUCACUCUAAGCCUGAAUUUACCUAUUUUUAUAAACAGUUAUAGAUAUCAAAUAUUUUGUAAAAUGUAUUAAAGUGUGGGUAGAAAAAAAAAGGUCUAUUCUUACUGAGUUUAGAGUGCUUUAUGCAUAAUUUUUAUAGUUAACUCUUUAGUGACAACACAGGCAAAGGCUGAAUUAAAUUCAUUCCUAGCAGAGGCUCUGGGCCAUUUCGUGCUUCUUGAGUCCUGUUCCAGAAGGGAUGAACAAAUGGAGAGUUCAAGCUGUGAGCUUAACAUUACUCUAAAAGGAAGAAACAGCCAGUAAGCCUACAUUUAAUUUAUUUUAUUAAAAUAACAUAAUUGAGGAACCAUCAGAUAACUAUUUUGUCAGGCGCAAUAAAAACAAAAUUAAAACCCAAAUCAUCAAGAAAACCUGUAUUCCUGGCUUCCUUGCAUACACAUGACAUGACUGUUGAGAGACAAGGCUGGCCAAUGGCCCCACCCCAUAGGGGCAGCUCCUGGAAGACAAAAUUCAGCAUGAUGGAAGACUGCUCCCUGAGAGAGCGGAGACUUGGAAGGGGUAGGCCGGGCACCUCUUCUGGAAAACCAUCCCAAUGCAUUGGAGACCUCCAUGAAAAAGGAAGGUCCCCAAACUCAUGUUCCAUAGUACCAAAGCAGACUCCUUUAGGCGGCCAUGGUCUUGACAGUCCUGGGCUGUUUGGUGCAUUCAUUAUGUGCAAAACUACCUGUUUGGCGCCACACCGCUAUCUCUGAAGAAAGUCCUUCCUGUGAUAAGCAUUCCACAUAGGAGCUGAUACUCAAAAUCCACGUGUUCCCCCAAGAUGGCUGGUUUGCCUACCUUCAUUUUCCCUCCAAGUGCUUUUUCUUGCCCUAAAAGUACUUGUCUAGCCGACGGCCAGGGUCCCAGAUCAUAUAUUGCCAUCAGCAGCCACUGGUGAAUCUGGAGAAGGCUCAGCUCAUGAGCAUGGAGGAUGCAGGUAGGGAGCAGGAGAAACCAGCAUUGUAAAUGGCUUCCUUCUCCCAGGACCAGAAAGGGUAGAAAAGAAGGCAACAUGAAGUAAGGCCCUGUGAGUAGUCUAGAAGGUCCUUAGCAGCAGCUUCUCUGAAAACAAACUCUGCUCCCAUAGAAAGGGAGCAGAAAGAUGGUGCCUGCUGACUUCCCUUUCUCCCCUGGUGGCCUGAGUACAGGUGCAGAGUCAGCUAGAAGACAGGCAGUCUAGGGGACGUGGUCAGUGUGCAGGCAUUGAUAUCCUCGGUGUGGGCUGCCCGGUGCAGGGAUGGCUCAGAAGCGCUCCUGUUGAUUUUCGGUAGAGAGUGCUGGAGCAGCUCAAUGGAAGACAGGAUCUGAAACAGAGCCACAAAAUGGUGUGGGUCUUGGUGUUUCCACAGCAGCAGCUUUCAAUUAGGAAUCCAAAGACGCAAGCUGUUAUCACCCCACCUGUAACAUCUUGUGGAGAACACCAGCCCGUCCCUGUUUAACCAGUUAACUGCCACGAUACUUUGAAUUAAAAAAGGUCCACCAGCUUGCGUCUAUAGACACUUACGGUGUACAAAUGUCUUCAAAAAACAACCCACCAUCAUACUUCAUCACGAAAAACUGCUUCAAUUUAAUCAGGUCCAGCACCUUUGAGCUGAGUCUUACCUGGGGGAAAAGAGGCCUCUCUUCCUUAACUUUCUUCACACAGUCAGCUACAAGCCGCUUCAUUGCUUUGGGGCAGUUCUUGUAUAGCUUACUAAGGUCUGGGGAGGCAUACCCUCGGCCCACCAUGAAGAUGAUCUAAGGAAAAGAAACAGUUGAGUGAAUGGAUGAUUAACACUGAAAGCAGCAACUUCCAACUCUCCAACUGCACAGACUGGCAGGAGGCCCAGGAGCUUCCACAGCAAGUUGGGCCCUUUACUGGCAACGCACGUACCUGGUCUCGGUUGUUGAUGUGAGAGUAAGGGAGCUCCCCUGUCAUGAGCUCAUACAGCACAAUGCCGUAGGAGUAGACGUCGGACUGGAAGCUGAACGGGUUAUUAUCCUGCAUUCGGAUCACCUCGGGGGCCUACAGGGACAAAGUGCAUUCCUCACCAUCUGCACCCAGCCAGCACACCCAGGGGCCAAACUAUACCUUCCAUUGGGUAUGAGAGUCCUGUCCUCUGUCCUCUAUAGCUCUUCCCUAAAGGGGCCCCCUGACACCCUCAGGGGCUGGCUAAUUUGAGCUCAGAAAUCCUAGUCUCUGGGAUCUAGCACUUCCUUUCACCUAACUCCUCCAAGCUCUAUGCUUCAGCAUGGUUCUCAUCACCAGCUUCUUCCAGGAAACCCAAAUUCACCCCAGGCAGUCUUAUACAGAAAGUGUCAAUGAGGUGGCCUGGACUUUGGGGAAAUGUGGAGAAACGCUUUAAGUUUUAGACACAGACCUGCAGGGCACCCCUUCUUCCCUGUACCCUCCUAGUGAAGCCAUGCCUCCUCACCAUCCACAGGAUAGAGCCGGUGGGUUGUUCAACCUGCUGAGAACCACUCCAGCGCGACUUCACUGUUGCCAAACCAAAAUCUCCAAUUUUUACCGUCAGGCCUUCAUGGAGAAAUAUAUCUCAAUGCUUGUUAAGGACUCUGGUUUCAAAACACUGGUCAAGUUAAUUCUGAAAAACUUACCAAAGUUCUUACUAGCACAGCAUCUCUCCACCGCCCAUCUGCCCCCAAGCCUGCUCUGCACUGGAUUUGCUAGGGUUUCUUUAAAAAGUACUUUUGAAAUGCCCCUUCUUCCAGGAGGCAUGCAAAGAAUGCUUGGAGUGCAAAAUUAUUUGGCUCCAGCCCAAAACAAGGCUGUUUAGCCACUGCUGCUUCUCCCCAUUUACACAUCUAGGUGCCAGGUCCCUGGCCUGUGACCUUCCCACAUCAUGUAGGUGCCUGAAACCGCAAGACUUAAGACUGCAGGUGCGCCUCAGAGCUAUGCAUGACCUGCUGAUUUGUUACAUUCGUUUCUCCCAGCAUUCUGCCCUCAAAUGGCACGUGGAUAACGAUCUAGCAAAUCACUCAAUAAAUACUGAAUGUCCUAAGACAUUUCUCAUUAGAACAGGUAGCACCUGAUGACUUCAAAAUCAGAACCAAACUCACCUCAUUUCUGGGUAGUCAGGCAGUUUAAGGCUGCCCUGUGAUCUGCUGCUGCCCAGUAAUUCACACCAGCUUAAGGUCUGGUAUCUGCUUUCAUGGCAUAAUGUAUUGGUCCCCCAAAAACCACUAAAAAGUAUUCCAUGCCUCAUACAUGUACCCCAAAUAAGCCAUGUCCCAUAAUCAAACUCAACACAACUGUCAUGCCUGUCAUGGCCAAGAAGCAGAACUACAGCUGUAAUGUUACACUCCUUUCCAAGAGGAAAGGUGGGAGAGGGAGAGAGAUGCGAAAUUGCUACAUUUCAUGUCUGUAAAUGUGAAAAAUGCCUUAAUUCAUUAUUUCUACAAAAGCACAUUAAACCUUAGAAAGGAUAGAAUUGAUUCUAAUAACCUCUAAGGAAACUAUUUCUGUACAUUUAAAAUACAAUUACAAGUAGUAAUUCUGAAAAUCUUACAUUUGGCUUCACUUAUGUUCUGACGAGAUACACACUAUCCACAAACUAGGGGGGG